Erigeron canadensis is the source of this 2049-nucleotide messenger RNA. RefSeq names its product serine/threonine-protein kinase Nek1-like. The record is from RefSeq and is a predicted model, not a curated record. The transcript has 2 exons. Gene Ontology annotation, molecular function: ATP binding; transmembrane receptor protein tyrosine kinase activity. Gene Ontology annotation, cellular component: plasmodesma; plasma membrane. Lineage: Eukaryota; Viridiplantae; Streptophyta; Magnoliopsida; Asterales; Asteraceae. The coding region runs from base 1 to 2049 and encodes 682 amino acids. Gene Ontology annotation, biological process: protein autophosphorylation.
AUGUCUUUCCCUAAAGAAUUCCAGCAUCUCAAAAUUUCACUCGAAGUUUUAGAAGAUGCCACCAACAAUUUUAGUGACGCCAACUUAAUCGGGCAUGGAGGAUUUGGAAAAGUUUACAAAGGAAAAAUUCUCCUAACUAGUGUGCUCACCACAGUUGCUAUAAAGCGUUUAGAUAGAUCAUUUGGGCAGGGAACUCCCGAGUUUUUGAAAGAGAUAGUGAUGCUUUGUCAAUACAAACAUCCUAAUAUUGUCUCCCUCCUAGGCUUUUGUGACGAGGGAGGUGAGAAAAUACUCGUCUAUGAGUAUCUAUCUAACAAAAGUCUGGACUUAUACCUAAGUAGCACCAAUCUCUCUUGGCAUAACCGCCUUUUUAUAUGCCAUGGAGUUGCAAGGGGACUACAAUAUCUUCAUGAACCCUUAGAGGGGAGUCAUCAUCAAAGAAUCUUGCAUCGUGAUAUCAAGAGUGCAAAUAUAUUGUUGGAUCGCAAGUGGACACCUAAGAUAGCAGACUUUGGUUUGUCUAAAGUUGGUCCUGCUAACCAACAUUUUACUUUUGUUAUUGACAAUGCAGUAGGCACGCCUGGCUAUUGUGAUCCACUAUAUGCGCGUACAGGCUUCUUGACCAAAGAAUCCGAUGUCUAUUCGUUUGGUGUUGUUUUGUUCGAAGUUCUUUGUGGAAGACUUGCUUGUGUACAAGAUCACAGUGAUAUUCGCAAAUGGUUGGCGGCAUUGGCACGAAAGUGCUAUGAAGAAAAGAAAUUGGAUACAAUCAUUCACUCUGGUAUUAGAAAAACAAUUUCGCCGAAGUCUUUAGAAAGGUUUUCAGCAAUAGCUUAUCAAUGUUUGCACAUAAAUCGUGAAGAACGACCAUCAAUGGCUAAAAUCGCAGAAGAGAUUGACCUUGCAUGGAGAUAUCAAGCACUUGCCGACAUGAAACUGCCAGAAGUGCCUAUGAAAGAGAUAGAAGUAGCGACCGAUAACUUUAAAACGUGUCUUUGGGAAACUCAUCAAUAUCAGUUUUACAAAGGGGAACUUUCCAUUUCAGGAGGAAAACCUACAAUGGUCUUUAUAAAGAGGUUUCGUGACCGUUCACGAGACAUACAUGAUUUUUUGUGUCAACUUAUUUACCGUUCUUAUCCAUUGCCCCCGGCCACGAUCUCUGUUCAUGGUUAUUGUGACGAGGAAAGGAGAAAAAUUAUUAUUCACGAAUAUGCAGAGCGUGGAAGCUUAGACCAGUAUAUAAGCAGGCAUAACAAUACCACUUGUAUAACUCUUACCUGGCUCCAAAGACUUCAAGUAUGUGUUGGUGCAGCUCAUGGAUUACAUCAACUGCAUAAUCAACGCAUAUUCCAGAAAGCAUUAAGAAGUACAAAUAUUUUGCUAGAUAACAAGUGGGUUGCUAAAGUUUGUGAUUUUAUGAUAUCAAGUUCAACAGGUUUAGAUGUGGUUGCUGCUAAACAUGUUUACAGUGCACCAGAAUACAUGCUUAGUGGUAAAAUUUCGAGUCAAGCAGAUGUAUAUUCUUUUGGCAUAGUAUUAUUUGAAGUUCUGUGUGGAAGGUUGUGCAUCGAAGAGGUGGAUGGAGACAUGUUAUCAGCCCAACUCGUCAAAGAGUUGUAUGAAAAGAAGAAACUUGAGGAGAUUGUUGAUCCCGUUUUAAGAGCACAAAUGAUUGGCGCAUAUUUCGUGGACAGAUAUUCAGCAAUUGCAUAUAGAUGCUUGUUGGAUGAUCCACAAGAACGACCUACUAUGGAUGUCGUCAUAAAAGAGCUUGAAGAUUUAUUGAGUACCGAGGUGGUAUUUGAGAAGCCAGGCAAAGAACUAAGGGAGCAUGCAAGAGCUGCAGAGGAGCGUGCAGAUGCUGCAGAGGAGCGGGCAAAAGCUGCAGAGGAGCGGGCAAAAGCUGCAGAGGAGCGGGCAAAAGUUGCCACGGAGAAGGAAAAGAAGAUACAAGCCCAGAUGGAAUUAACAAAGGAAGAACUUAGACGUGAGCAGAUUUUGAGGAAACAAUUGGAAGAGCAGAUGAAUGGGUCUGAUUAUGUUAUUUGA